Diachasmimorpha longicaudata is the source of this 5879-nucleotide messenger RNA. RefSeq lists its product as uncharacterized. The coding region runs from base 90 to 4658 and encodes 1522 amino acids. The record is from RefSeq and is a predicted model, not a curated record. Gene Ontology annotation, molecular function: guanyl-nucleotide exchange factor activity. The transcript is spliced from 11 exons. Lineage: Eukaryota; Metazoa; Arthropoda; Insecta; Hymenoptera; Braconidae. Gene Ontology annotation, cellular component: plasma membrane. Gene Ontology annotation, biological process: positive regulation of GTPase activity; Ras protein signal transduction.
GUCAAGAGAGAUUUAUAGAUAGUACUUGACAAGCCGCCACGGUGUGUGGACUAGGGCGAAUUCUUGGCUACAUCGGCGGAAGGCCGUCGAUGGCAGCCGCCAUGUCAGACUUUGAUCAGAAUCGCAUGGAGCCCGACAACUCUGGACCCACUGGUCAGGCUGAAAAUAUUCGUAAUGACGCUGACACCAAAUCCGAUAAAUCAAAGGUUGAUUUCUCGAAUGGUUUCGAGAACUCCCAUCGUCCCUACGUUGCUGAUGAGAGGCUCCUGGCCGGGCUUCAAGCCCCAAGUCUUCCCCAACAGCAUCCCCAGGGCAAGGAUCAUGUGGAAGGAAGGAUUACGGGUCCAGGUGGCUACCUGACCUCGACGCUGAGACAAUCGAUGAUUGGGGAGGAACGUCAUUCACUAUCAGCUCAGCAUGCUCAACAGCAGACCGAUGGAGUCCUCGGUGAUACCAUACCCUACAUCCUCCAAACGCCCACUCAAACUCUGAUAGCUCAGCCCCAAGGGCAAAUGGUCCAGGAUUACUCAGAUCACAGUCAUCUGCCUCAGCAGAUUCGUCAGUUCGAUGGAUCCCAGGUGAGCCAGCAGAUGCACUCGUACGGAGAUCAAGCGAGGUACAUCACACGAGAUCCAUCCUGUCGAGAAUCAGGGCUCUAUGCACAUGUCCAACCAUCGAGAAACCCGGUAUUCAGUGCCACAGGCGGCUACGUCACCGUUCAACAUCCCCAAUUACCUCCUCAAUCUGUGAGCCCCCAACCCCCUUUCUACUCCAGCAUCAUCAUGCCCACUCAAACAUUACCCGUCACUCAAGAUUACACUCAAUUCUCCGGACUACCACAGUACUCGUAUGGUCAAAUUCCCAAGAAUCUCAUCAAUCCAAUUCCAUAUAAUGCUCACAUGGGCAUUUACCCCGGUCAACAAUUCCGGCCUCCACUUGGUCCUAAUCAGCAGAGAUUUACACUGGAUAUUGGUCAGUAUCAAGGGCAGCCGAUAAUUCAGCCAAUUUCCCAGAAUGUUAUUGGCGGUGGGGCUGACAGGGGAAAUUCAGCACGUGGACCAAAACCAAUGGUUCCACCACGUGGCAAUUCCAAAAUAACACACGAUGCGGGCCAUCGUAAAUCAGCCAGCACUGAUAUAACAGCUGGUAAGCUAGAAAAUUUAAUGAUGAAAUGUGAGAUAACCAAUCAAAAAUGUGGCAAUGCUAAAGAGGAUAGUGCGAUUCCGAGUUCAGUUAUUACUAACCCAACAUCUGGAGCUGAGAGGAUCUUUGCUACACCCCUAAAUCAAACACCACGAACUAGACAGGAUGGACUCUACGUCGAUACUAGCACUAAUCAAAUAACUAAAAAUAAACCGAUGGAUUCAUCUGUCCCGGAGUGCGACCUCUACGUUUCCUGUUCUGAGCAUCGUAAAUCAAUGUCAGUGGAUGUGUCAACGAGCUUCCAAAAACGCAAUGACACCAUUACCUUUACAUUUCCGGGUGAGAGUAAGCAUUCGCAGGAGAUGAAAAAAUCAAUAACUGGAGAUAAACAAUGGGGUGAUAAUCAAUUGUGUGUGGAUCACCAGAGGAGAAUGGAGCCGAUGAUUAGAGUUUCUCCGAUAGGGGCCGAUGUGCAACAGGAUACUAGUUACGUGCAGACAGCACCUGAGCAAAAGACUGAGUGGGGUGGUGUCAGUCCGAGUGCCAGAUCCAUCGUAGUAUCCCAUGAGAACAGACGCUCCGAGCACUUUGACGACCGACGAAGUUCCCCAAUGCCGACAGAUCCGAAGCACUCCGAUGAUAUUAGGAGCUCACCAAUGUCAUUUAUGGCCAUUCGGGAUUCCUUGAAUGAUCGUAUCAAUCAAAAAACUCCGGUUUUAUCCGCUCAGAAUUUUGAGAAGACCAAACAGGAGCUUGCUAACUGGGCUGAGGAACGCCAGCGACAGGAUAUCGAGAAACAGAUGUAUCAGGAGCAAGUCUUCUCCACCAGUCCCAAACCCAAAAACAAGCCCGAAUAUCAUCGUGACUUGAGGGCCUCCUACAUCGGAGAGGAGCACAGGAUAAGGGAUCAUCGAGGUCUGCAAACUGCAUUUCAACCGAUACCAAAUAUCAGUCCGAAUACCAUAAUGGAACAGCGACGCCAUCUACGUCAUGUGAGUGCUGACCUCACUAAACAGAUGGAACUCACACGAAAGGAAUUUGACGAUCAAUCCACCACCGGAUCCAUCACCAAUCUCAUUCCCAUCGUAAAUACAGCAUCAUCUCAGCGCAAUAGUCCCAAUAUUUGUCAUCAAUUUCCGGCACUCAGCGAUGCCACAUUCGAUACCAAAAUGGCUCUGACGAUUGUCACUGAUUUUGAUAGCAGUGCUAAAGCCUUCAAACAAACUGACCACAUAAUUCAUGGCCAUAAAAAGAGUCAUAAUGUCAGCACGAAUUUGCUAACGCACAGCAAAAGUCACGUUGAAAAUCUUCAGAUGGUUUCGUUGGACGGACAAAGUGACGAGAAAAGUGUCAAUCAGCACCAACAACAUCAGCAGAAAUUUCAGCAGAAUCAACAGAGCUUGGACAUUAUCUCGGAAAAGUUAAGUCAAUUCGAACGACAGCAGAAUGAUCUUCAACAACGUCUCCAGUGUCUGCAAAAUCAGAACAAAAUAUUGGAUCAAGUAGCUCAGUUUCAACACAUGCAGAGUGAUCUUCACACACGUCUGCAGUGUCUACAGGAGAGACAGGCAACCGAGAAAACUCUACGACACGCCACUGAUUUUCAACAAAAGAAAGUUUUAACAACUCUUCCAGAGCACUUGUUCACAUCGCUACCGGAAAACGAGACAAAACAUCAGCAAUUACCAGCCAACGCUUACCUACCAACCAUUAAUUUUCAGACAUAUACAUGUCACUCAACGUCAUCCAACAAACUAUCGCCGCGUAUGUCUGACAAUGUGGAACCGGAGAGAAAUUCCCAGAUAGGAUUGUCAGAAGUUUUGAAGUACGAAAAAAGUGAAGGGCCACGUAUAUCAUUGUCCUAUCCGGCGACGUAUCAGACACCACCGGUGGUGACAGCACCCACUAUGAUAUCUGAUAACAUGGUGAUUUCAUCCGCGGGAUCACAGGCACUGCCUUCCAGCAUCAUCUCGACUAAAAUGAUGACUGAAUCUGUGUCACCAGGAACAUUCAAGAAAGUACCACCCGAGAAACCACCGAGAACCUCGCGCAUCGCUCAAUCGCCAGAUGUUGAGAAUUUAUCCCAGACGUCAGGAGGUAAUGCACGUGGCCCAGGGUUUAGCAGCAGUGCCAAUAUUUGUAGUAGUACAACAAGUAUGGUUAACGGAGCCAACUUAGAGAGUCAGGACAUUCGAGAUAAUGUUGGCGAUAGGGAACACGCGCUGGUGUAUCGCGAUGGAAACCUUGUUUCUGGGUCACUGGAGGCUUUGGUGCAACACAUGGUACCUACCGAAGAGUAUUAUCCUGAUAGAGCAUAUCUUUUUGCUUUUCUACUGAGCUCACGUCUAUUUAUUAAGCCCCAUGAAUUACUCAGCGAGGUAUGCGCUUUGUGUGAACAUCAACAAAAACUAGGGGGAGAGGGAGGAAAGGAACGCCUUCAACGAUUUGUGCCACGACUAGUUCAGCUUCUCGCUGAAUGGACUGAAACAUUUCCAUAUGAUUUUCGAGAUGAGAGAGUGAUGGCUCAUGUGAAAUCUAUCACGCAGAAAGUUGCCAGUGUAGAUGCUACGGCUCGCCAAGAGGUAUCUGCAUUGUUACAAAAUCUAUUAUUACGCCUAACAGCAUUGGAGAGGUAUGAAGAGGGUCUCGCUAGGCUGGCUACCGAGUCUGGCGCCCAGCAACUGAGUCAGGUGGACGUAACUGAAUUAUGCCCUUCGGCAACGAUCCUGGCUCAGCAAUUGACACACGUUGAGCUCGAGAGACUGUCCUAUAUCGGACCAGAGGAAUUUGUUCAAGCAUUUGCGAAGGAGUCGCCUCAUUUGGAAACAUCGUUCAAAGAAAUGAAAAAAACUCGGAACCUCGAGUCGUACGUGCAAUGGUUCAACCGACUGAGUUAUUUUGUUGCCACAGAAAUAUGCAAACAUGCCAAGAAAAAACAACGAGUUCGUGUAGUAGAAUACUGGAUUGAAACAGCACGAGAGUGUUUCAACAUCGGAAACUUUAAUUCACUUAUGGCGAUCAUCGCUGGACUGAAUAUGUCAUCAAUUUCACGAUUAAAGAAAACUUGGUCAAAAGUUCAAUCAGCCAAGUUUGCUAUUCUCGAACACCAAAUGGAUCCCAGUAGUAAUUUCAGCAGCUAUCGUAGUACACUAAAGGCAGCCAUGUGGCGAAGUGUGGGAGCCACGGACGAGAGACAACGAAUUGUCGUUCCUUUCUUCAGUCUUCUCGUGAAGGAUCUUUAUUUUCUCAACGAAGGGUGCAGUAAUAAACUUCCAAAUGGCCACAUCAACUUUGAAAAAUUCUGGCAGCUAGCCAAGCAGGUGACGGAAUUCAUUGCCUGGAAACAAGUGACAUGCCCGUUUGAAAAGAAUUCUCGGGUCAUAGCCUUUCUCCAAGCGAGUCCUGUUUUAACAGAAAAUGCUCUCUCGUUGGCAUCGUUCGAGUGCGAACCACCGGAUAGCAAUCCUGAGAAGGAACGCUUUAAGAGUCUAAAGUCUGAGCUGAAUGCCCAGUGAGAAUCACCUACCGAGGACUGUUGAUCAUAGGAGAACUACUAAUUCGUCAGUCUCUCUGAAAGCAGACGAAUUGACCCGUAAUUGAAAUUUUAACUAGUAUAAAUCAAGGAUGAACCCAGUGGAAUUAGUGGAGUGACGUGAAACCCUACGGAAACAAUGGAACUAAAUACUAAAAGACUUUAGAACAUAAUUAAUGAUAAAUCUCAUAACGCGCACCACUUAAUGAAUGGAGAAUGGUUCAAUUAAUUUUAGAGUAGCACAUAGAAUUAUCCUUAUUUUUAUGUGAGACAGAAACAGUACAUGCACAAACGAAUCAAUAAUGUCAUUAACUUUCUACAAAUUUUUCCAUAAUUUACAAGUUUUAAGAACCAUCUACAUUUCUUUUUUGUAUAUAACAUUUUUAUAUUAUAUUCUAAGUGAUUUCACCUAGUGUAGUAAAUUAAUUAAUUAAUUAAUUAAUAUUCAAUGUUUGGUAGACGAAAAUUAAAAGUAGAUGAUAGAUGAGUGUCGUCAGAAAUCCAGUCGUUUUUUUUUCGUUCAAAAAAAUCGAUCACAAUUGACUAACAGAAAAUCCUGGAUCCUAGAGGUCCUCCAACAUUUUUAUCCUGAAGUGGGGGAAUACGAUCAAUGCUGUGUUGACAUCGUCGAACGUAAUUGAGAGCUUGAAUACAUUUAUGUUAAUUAGGUAAUCGUCUUAGGCAUCUGUCGUUCAACGAAUGAAUGACGUGAAAUCUUUCUUUAGUUGGAGAUAUACCUUAUAGAAUGGUCUUAUCACAUUCUAUUCUGAAAUUACUCAAUCUAUAAAUCCUUUGAAUUAGGAAAGUUGGACCACUUCAACGGAGCAUUGAGAAUAUUCUCACAUUUUUUCCGCAAUGCCCUUCAGAAUGAAGACAUUCAAAGGGGCUAUAAAGACAUUUCUUUUAACAGCGUUUGUCAAGAGAAUUUUCAAAAUAUUCCUACAGCUCUUCAUUUGCAAGGAAUUUGCCGAUUUCAUCGUGUACAAUCCAUUCCUUUAAUUUGCAUGUGUUCAGAGAAUAUUAUUCUGUGAUUAAGAACCAAGAAAUUUUCGAAUUUAAUGUUGAAGUAUUUUUUACGUCUUUUGAUUGAAUCGAACGAUAUUUUAAUGUAUUUAUACGCAAAAGAAAAGACUCGCAACUUUUAUCUUGAAUAAUUUAAUUGGUGAUGAUAAUUUCUCCAGUAAAUAAAGAAAAAUACCUUUAA